AUGGCGUCCGAGUGUGAAAGUGAAGAAAUCCCUGCACCAACGCUUUCACUGUAUUCGUUGCCGAGUAAAGCCAAAGAGCCGUCAGGGAUGACAACGCCGUCGAUCCACACCUCCGUUUCGGUUCCGUUCCAGUGGGAGGAAGAACCGGGCAAGCCUAGGCUGUGUGCUGCCACCGCUAGUCAAUCGAAGCCUCAUAGUGCAAGAUGCCUUGAACUGCCUCCGAGGUUAUUAGCUGAGGCCAAGGUUUCGAACAUGCCAUCUCCGACAACCGUCUUGGACGGGCUUGAUUCGGCGGGUCGGUUUGUGUCUCAGACCUUGUCGUUUCGAAAAGGCGGGUCUUAUCGGAGUCCCGACGACAGGAGGGUGAGUAAGGAGCGAGCAGAAUUUGGAUCGAGUAGGUGGAGGAGUUUUAGAAAACCCGGUCAAGUUGUUCAGGGAAGUUUUGAGCUUUCAUCUACUCCGGUCAUUGAUUGCGGCGGUGAUGGUAGCGGUGCACAGGUGAAGAUCACUAGGGUUAGGCGGAAAGGGAGCUUGUUGGGUCUUUAUCAAUCUAGGUCACACGUUCUGGCAAGCAUUUAUGAAAGCUUUAAGCUAGUGAUCCCAUGGAGACGUGGGCAGGAGAAAACGAAGAAGAAGGGAUCCUGAACUCAUUACCACCGUCCGAUCUGUGUGAGAUGAGAUCAGUUUAACUUUUGUGUAUGAAAAGAAUGAAUU
Messenger RNA from Hibiscus syriacus, 714 nucleotides. RefSeq lists its product as uncharacterized. The coding region runs from base 1 to 645 and encodes 214 amino acids. The transcript has 2 exons. NCBI's taxonomy places the organism in Eukaryota, Viridiplantae, Streptophyta, Magnoliopsida, Malvales, Malvaceae. The record is from RefSeq and is a predicted model, not a curated record.